ACCCAACAAUUGAGCAACAAAUACUUUACUUUUGUACUAUCCUCCAGUCCACUGCUCUCCCCAUACUACUUUUUUCUUUUUAACUAAGCAUGGAAAUGGCAGGCAAGAUUGCAUGUUUUGUGCUUUUGUGCAUGGUGGUAGUUGCACCCUAUGCAGCGGCACUGAGCUGCGGUCAGGUUACAUCUGCCAUGGCCCCUUGCGUUCCUUAUUUGACGGGUCGUGGUCCUCUUGGAGGCUGCUGUGGUGGAGUUAAAGGCCUAAUGAGUGCAGCCAAGACCCCAGCGGACCGGAAGACAGCAUGCACUUGCCUGAAAUCGGCAGCUAAUGCUAUAAAGGGCAUUGAUGCAGGCAAAGCUGCUGGUCUCCCUGCUGCUUGUGGCGUCAACAUUCCUUAUAAAAUCAGCCCUUCCACUGACUGCUCCAAGGUCCAGUAAGGCUUUCCACCAUAAUUCGGUAUCAUGAGGAGAAUCAAGAAUAAGAUGGAUAUCUAGUUUGAUCUUGCUUAUGGAUCCAUCACUAUAUAUGUUGUCUCUUUAUUUUUCAUUUGCAUAUGUUGGAGUAAUAGUCGAAUUUUGUGAUGAACCUUGGUGGUUAUAAGUUGUAUUACAACCCAAUCUUCAUCGUAAUACAUAUUCUACGAUCCUCUUCA
Messenger RNA from Capsicum annuum, 649 nucleotides. RefSeq names its product non-specific lipid-transfer protein 2-like. The transcript is spliced from 2 exons. Gene Ontology annotation, biological process: lipid transport. Gene Ontology annotation, molecular function: lipid binding. Lineage: Eukaryota; Viridiplantae; Streptophyta; Magnoliopsida; Solanales; Solanaceae. The record is from RefSeq and is a predicted model, not a curated record. The coding region runs from base 90 to 434 and encodes 114 amino acids. Gene Ontology annotation, cellular component: membrane.